Messenger RNA from Alternaria burnsii, 3123 nucleotides. Its product is annotated as copper methylamine oxidase precursor. Bases 1 to 3123 code for a protein of 1040 amino acids. The record is from RefSeq and is a predicted model, not a curated record. The transcript is spliced from 9 exons. Gene Ontology annotation, biological process: amine metabolic process. NCBI's taxonomy places the organism in Eukaryota, Fungi, Ascomycota, Dothideomycetes, Pleosporales, Pleosporaceae. Gene Ontology annotation, molecular function: quinone binding; RNA binding; copper ion binding.
AUGUCCACAGAAGCCGCCACCGACCCCAGCCCGCGGAGCGAGAAAUCAGUGUCUGCGCAGCAUCCUCUAUCGGCCUUAUCGGCAUCAGAACUUCGGAAUGCCGCGGCAAUCAUUAAAGCUUCAUGGCCUGCACACACAGAUGUGCACUUCAAAGUCGUUACGCUGCAGGAACCACCAAAGGCUGAAGUACUGAAGUACUUGGAGGCUGAGCAUAGCGGCAAGCCAGUUCCAUCUAUCUCAAGGAAAGCGUUUGUUAACUACUACAUUCGGAAUACUAGCAAGUUUCACGAGGCCGUUGUAGACCUGACCUCAGGGCGUGUCGACUCCAAUAUCUUGCUAGGACCCUUCGUCCACGCCAAUGGAGAUGGCGACGAGAUUGUCGAGAUCGAAAAACUCGUUCUGGCAGAUGAGAAGGUGCAAGCCGAGAUAGCCAAGCUCGAGUUGCCCAAAGGCACAGUAGUGAUUAGCGAUCCCUGGAUCUACGGUUCUGAUGGUGUCGGAGACGAAGACCGACUGUACCAAUGCUUCCUCUACUUGAGGGAUCCUAUGAACUCAUCAGAGGCCGACUCCAACCACUACGCAAUGCCUCUUCCAAUCUCACCUGUUGUGAGCACAGAAAGUAUGCGUGUCAUACGGGUUGACCUGCUACCAACUGGAGCAGACAACACAAUCAAAUCAGUUGAGAAGUACAAGAUACAACCGCCCAACGAGUACAUACCCGAGGCCCAGACGCUGCGAACCGAUCUCAAGCCGCUUAAUGUCAUUCAACCCGAGGGUGCGAGCUUCCAGGUCGAACAGCAAGGCACAUCGAGCGUCAUUUCAUGGCAAAAAUGGAACUUUCGAGUUGGCUUCAACCAGCGCGAAGGCAUGGUGCUGUAUGACGUCCGUUACGAUAAUCGUAGUUUGUUUUACCGAUUGAGCUUGAGCGACAUGAACAUUCCAUAUGCGGACCCGAGGCACCCCUUUCAUAAAAAGAGUGCGUUUGAUUUGGGCGAUGUUGGUGCCGGCAUCAUGGCGAAUAACCUCAAGCUGGGCUGCGACUGUCUGGGCUCCAUCUACUAUCUAAGCGCAGUGUUGGCCGAUAACAAGGGUGGUGUUGUUGAAAUGCCCAAUGUUGUCUGUGUUCACGAGCAAGACGCCGGAAUCGGUUUCAAGCACACCAAUUAUCGGACAGGCCGUGCCGUCGUCGCCCGAAAUCGCGAGCUGGUACUACAGAGUAUCAUCACCGUAAGCAACUACGAGUACAUCCUGGCCUUCAUUUUCAAUCAGGCAGGAGAAAUCGACUAUGAGAUCAGAGCUACUGGUAUUCUGAGCACCCAGCCUAUCGACGAGGGUGUAGAAGUGCCCUUUGGUACAGUUGUGCAUCCAGGUGUGUUGGCUGUCCACCACCAGCACAUAUUCUCGUUGCGUGUUGAUCCCAUGCUCGACGGCUACGAUAAUCGUCUGGUAUAUGACGAAGCGUUUGCGAUGCCGCGUUCGGACUUCAACCCCCAUGGUACUGGCUACUAUGUCCAGGAGACCGUCGUGGAGAAGUCUGGCGGUUAUGACAUUGCGUACGAGAACAACCGUACCUUCAAGAUUCAGAACCCCAAUGUGCGAAAUCCUGUUAAUGGAAAACCAGUAGCAUAUAAAAUACAAGCGCCACCAUUCCAGAAGAUCCUAUCAGACAAGGACUCAUUCAACUACAAGCGCGCCGAGUUUUCGGACCACAAUAUAUAUGUCGUCAAGCACAAAGACGGUGAGCUGUAUGCGGGUGGGCUGUACACCAAUCAAUCUCGAGGCGGAUCUGGUGUACGUUCAUGGGCGGAGAGGAACGAGAAUGUCAAGGACACCGACUUUGUGGUCUACAUCCAAGCAGGAAUCAACCACGUUCCUAGGAUCGAGGAUUUUCCUGUGAUGCCGUGUGAGAUCAUCAAGAUCCACAUGAAGCCUGUCAACUUUUUCGACAAGAACCCUGCGUUGGAUGUACCGCCAAGCGAGCAGGCGUUCAACAAGAGUAGCUUGCUGAGCGGAACCGAAGAGCUCAUCAUCGAAACCCUCGGUCGCGUCGGCCAGGUUCUCAACUUUCGCUUGGUGUACGACAAGGAAACCGGGCGCCCCAAAGGCUUUGGCUUCGCAGAGUUCGCCGACGCUGAUGCCGCAGCCUCCGCAGUGCGGAACCUCAACGACUACGAUUUGAUGGGAAGGAAGCUGAGGGUUGACUGGUCCAACGAGAGCGGCUCCGGCGACAAUGCGCCGUCGAAUCGCGACCAGAAUGCGCCGCCAAACAUGGGCAUGAACGGCCAGCAGCCAGCAGCGCCAGCACCGGCGCAGCCAUCGAGCACCCUGGGCCCUCUUCCACCGGGCGUCGAGCUGCCGCCCAACCUUACCUGUCCCGAUGCCAUUUCGCGCACGCUCUCUACACUCCCUCCAGACCAGCUCCUCGACAUCCUCUCACAGAUGAAGGGCCUCGUAAUGACGGAUCCGGCAAAGGCGACAGAGCUCCUGCGACAAGCGCCUCAGCUGGCUUACGCCAUUUUCCAGUCGCUGCUGCUCCUCCAGCUGGUCGACCCACAAAUCCUGACCUCGCUUGUGGAGACAUCGGCGGCGCCUGCCCCAGUUGCGCAGGCUCCACCUGUUCAGCAAGUACAGCAACCACCACCGCAAGUUGCGCGACCACCAGUAAACUACCCCGGAUACCCACCGCAAGUCGCGCCUACACCUCCUGUUCCACAGCCAUAUGCGCAGCCUCCACAGCAACCACAAGCACCCCCCACGGACCAACAAGCCUUAUAUGCCCAGGUCAUGGCUCUGUCGCAGCAGCAGAUUGACCAGUUGCAACCAGAAUAUCGCGCGCAGAUCCUGCAAAUACGGCAGAUGACCGAUUGGGUGAGUACGACACAGCUUACACCUAUAGCACGGGACUUAUUCGAAAUUAUGAAUAAUCCCGACCGCCGUGAAAGAGCGCAGAACUUGAAAGUGGAGAUGUUCGCACACGAUUUGUACAGUCGACAUCAUCUUCCAGAGGAGGAGGAAACUUGGGAACUCCUGAUUCAGUAUUUGGUCGAGGUUACAGAAUCUGAAUUUAUUUCAGACAGCUCAGGCGAUGGAAGCGAUUCUGACUUAGACGGGUUGGAACGUUGA